Messenger RNA from Musa acuminata AAA Group (dessert banana), 3427 nucleotides. RefSeq names its product insulin-degrading enzyme-like 1, peroxisomal. Gene Ontology annotation, cellular component: cytosol; mitochondrion. Lineage: Eukaryota; Viridiplantae; Streptophyta; Magnoliopsida; Zingiberales; Musaceae. Gene Ontology annotation, molecular function: metalloendopeptidase activity; metal ion binding. Gene Ontology annotation, biological process: peptide catabolic process. The coding region runs from base 204 to 3107 and encodes 967 amino acids. The transcript is spliced from 26 exons. The record is from RefSeq and is a predicted model, not a curated record.
AACGCGUCGACUUCCAGUCGGACGACUCUUCAAAGUAACCAGCAGUGUGAGCACAAGUGCGAAGACCGACCCACUGGAAUUAUCCGCAGAUGUCGAGUUAGAUCACCCUAACAAUCCCUUGGAUCGAAAACCACAUCGUCUUCUCGUAUCUCUUCGCUGCUAUCCUCGGCUAUUGGCAAGAGAUAGCCGUCUCGGGCCCAAAGAUGGCGGUGGGAGGAUCGGAAGUGGAGAUCCUGAAGCCCCGCUGCGACAAGAGGGAGUACAGGAGGAUCGUCCUCCCCAACUGCUUGGAGGUCCUCCUCAUCAGCGAUACCGAGACCGACAAGGCUGCCGCUUCCAUGAAUGUCUCGGUUGGUUCUUUCAGCGAUCCUGAUGGCCUCGAGGGUCUGGCUCACUUCCUUGAGCAUAUGCUAUUUUAUGCCAGCGAGAAAUAUCCAGUGGAGGAUAGUUAUUCAAAAUAUAUCACAGAGCAUGGUGGUUCCACUAAUGCGUAUACAACUUCUGAGCAUACAAAUUUCCAUUUUGAUGUUAAUGCUGACUGCUUUGAAGAGGCUUUGGACAGAUUUGCACAAUUUUUUAUCAGCCCUUUGAUGUCUCCUGAUGCAACACUUAGGGAAAUAAAAGCUGUGGACUCUGAGAAUCAGAAGAAUCUAUUAUCUGAUGGUUGGAGAGUGUCUCAGCUCCAGAAGCAUUUAUCUUCAAAGAAUCAUCCAUAUCAUAAAUUCAGUACAGGAAACUGGAACACAUUGGAGGUAAUACCAAAAUCAAAUGGCUUGGACACAAGGCUUGAGCUUCUUAAAUUUUACGAGGAGAACUAUUCAGCAAAUCUUAUGCACCUUGUUGUUUAUGGAAGAGAGGAUCUUGAUGCUAUUCAAAGCCUGGUUGAAGGAAACUUCAGCAAUAUCCGAAACAUUGGAAGGAGCUCUAUCCAUUUUCCUGGUCAGCCUUGCUCAUCUGAACAUCUUCAGAUUCUUGUGAAGGCAGUUAGAAUAAAGCAAGGACAUGUACUGAGGGUUAUCUGGCCAAUUACUCCUAGUAUACACAAUUACAAAGAAGGUCCUUGCAGGUACCUUGGCCAUCUUAUUGGACAUGAAGGAGAAGGUUCUAUCUUUUUCUUUCUGAAGCAGUUAGGAUGGGCUUUAAGUUUGGAAGCCGGGGAAGGGGAUUGGAAUUUUGACUACUCUUUUUUUUCUGUAGUUAUUGAACUCACAGAUAAAGGUCAUGAGCAUCUCGAAGAUAUUGUUGGGUUAUUAUUCAGAUAUAUUUCCCUUUUGCAAAAUUCUGGAAUCAGUAAAUGGAUAUUUGAUGAGCUUGUGGCAAUAAGUGAAACUAAAUUCCAUUACCAAGACAAAUUCUCUCCCAGCCAUUAUGUUGUAAAUAUCGCAUCAAACAUGCAGAUAUUUCCACCUGAGGAUUGGUUAGUUGCCUCAUCAUUGCCAUCAAAGUUUGUCCCAAGCGCAAUUCAGAAGAUAUUGGAUGAGUUGACUCCAGAAAAUAUCAGAAUAUUCUGGGAAUCUAAAACAUUCGAGGAGCAUACAGACUCAGUUGAACCAUGGUAUGGUACGCCUUAUAGUGUUGAAAAGGUCACAUCAUCUACUAUCAAGCAAUGGAUAACAAAAGCUCCUAAUGUGAAUCUACAACUUCCAAAACCAAAUAUAUUCAUUCCAUCUGAUUUGGAAAUAAAAAAUGUUCAAGAGAAGGUCAAAUUUCCAGUUCUGUUAAGGAAGUCACGUUGCUCAAGAUUGUGGUAUAAACCUGAUACCAUGUUUUCUGCACCUAAAGCUUACAUCAGAAUUGAUUUUAACUGCCCACAGUCAAACCUCUCUCCUGAAGCUGAAGUUCUUACUGAUAUAUUUACAAGGUUGCUAAUGGAUUAUCUGAAUGAAUAUGCAUAUGAUGCCCAAGUUGCUGGUCUUUAUUAUGCAAUAUGCGACACGGGUACUGGAUUUGAGGUGAUUGUACUUGGUUAUAAUGACAAAAUGAGGAUCCUCUUAGAAACUAUAGUUGGUAGAAUUGAGCAGUUUGAAGUGAAACCUGACAGAUUUUCUGUGAUCAAGGAAUCUGUUAUCAAGGAGUAUCAAAAUUUUAAGUUUCAACAGCCAUAUAAGCAAGCAUUGUACCAUUGUUCAUUGUUACUAGAGGACCAAACCUGGCCUUGGAGUGAUAAACUUGAAGUCCUACCACAUCUUGAAGCAAAUCAUCUUGCACAAUUCUCAACCACCAUGCUGGAGAAGACCUUCUUAGAAUUCUAUAUUGCAGGAAACAUUGAGCCAAAUGAAGCAGAUUCAAUAGUUCAGCAUAUUGAAGAUAUAUUGUUCAAGUCUACUCAUCCCAAGUGCAAACCACUUUUCCCAUCACAGCAUCUGACGAACAGAGUCAUAAAACUUGAGCGAGGUUUAUGUUACUAUUACCCCAUUGAAGUCUUGAAUGAGAAGGAUGAGAAUUCUGCCCUAGUCCACUAUAUUCAGGUUCAUCAAGAUGAUAUCAAGUUAAAUGUUAAACUUCAGCUUUUUGCUCUAAUUGCCAAGCAAGCGGCAUUCCAUCAGCUUCGAUCGGUUGAGCAACUUGGUUAUAUAACUGCACUUGUGCAAAGGAAUGACUCUGGAGUUAGGGGAGUGCAGAUCAUAAUUCAAUCUACAAUAAAGGAUCCAGCAUAUCUUGAUGCUAGAGUCAUUGCUUUUCUCGAGAUGUUUGAAAGUAAACUUUAUGAAAUGACUAAUGAAGAAUACAAGAGCAAUGUUAAUGCGCUCAUUGAUAUGAAACUUGAGAAACACAAGAACUUGCGGGAGGAGUCUGCUUUUUAUUGGAGGGAAAUUGUUGAUGGAACUCUGAAGUUCGACAGAAGAGAGUCUGAGGUUGCAGCAUUAAGAGAGCUUAGCAAGGAAGAACUGUUAGAUUUUUUCAGUACAUAUGUCAAAGUUGAUGCACCACAAAGAAAAACACUUAGUGUGCAAGUCUAUGGUGGCCUCCACACUGCCGAGUACAAAAAGGUAGUCCAGGAAGCCGAUACACACAAAGUUUGUCAAAUCAAAGACAUAUUUAGCUUCAGAAGAUCGAGGCCCUUGUAUGGUUCCUUCAAAGGAGGCCUUGGCCAUAUGAAACUAUGAUAUCUUUUACAAGGAAGUAAAUGCACUACAGAAGACCAGGCGACAAAUUUUCUUGUACAUGAAGCUCAUUGCAAAUAUUUGUAUGUUAUUCAUUUAUGAUCCAUUGCAAAGAUAUUGUUAGAAUAAGUUUGGAUUACAUUCUCAUUGGGGUUCAUUCAGAUUACAAGUAGUAUUUGUACACACACAAUGCUUCUCAAAUUGGUUAUUGGAAAAAUUCCUGGUCAGCUGUAAUUCUCAUUUUGUUUAAUUGUAUUCGGGAACCCCUUUCUGUUACAACGACGCAAGAUAUUGAUGAUUAGAAUAGUGGAUUUGGUGAAACA